UUUUACAGGAAAGGAUUUCUGCUUGGAAAUUGAAUGGCUACUGGGAAAAUGAACAUUAGUGUUGAUUUGAAAACUAACUCUGCUGAACUGGUUUUAGGUGUGGGAGGAGUCACUCUUGGGGAGAAGAAUAGGAAAAAAAUGAAAGAUUGUCAACUUAGAAAAAAGCAGAAUGAAAACAUCUUACAAGCUAUGAUUGCUUUGCUGAAUUCUGGAGGGGGAGUGAUCAAGGCUAAAAUUGAGAAUGAAAACUAUAGUUACCCAAAAGAUGGAAUAGGGUUAGAUUUGGAAAGUUCUGUUGGAAAUAUUCUUCCAUCUGUUCAUAAAUACCUAGACUUUAUGCAGCAAGGUGAAUAUUUUCUAAUUUUUGUCAAAUCAUGGAGCUCAAAAACCUCUGGUUUACGAAUUGUCACCUUGAGGUCCAAUUUGUACAAAAGGGAUGUAACAUGUACAAAUAUCAUGGAUGCCACUGCUACAUCGGAGUUCCUCAGAGACAAGAACAAAACUAAGGGGAGAUUGUAUAGAUCUAAAUUGUCUCCAAAGCACAAUGCACAAGUAGAGAGUAACGUGAAGGCCUUGACUGAUGACUUUUUUAACAGGACCCAACUUAGGUACAGAGAAAAAAUCCCCUUUGCUGAAUCCACACAUGUUGAAAUGAAAGCCUUCUCAACAGAAAAGUUGUUACAACGCAUUAAAGAGAUUCUCCCUCAAUAUUUUUCUGCAUUUUCAAAUACUGAUGGAGGAUAUUUGUUUAUUGGUUUAAAUGGGGAUGAAGUAAUUGGCUUUAAAAGAGAAGUGAGUGAUCUUAACAAGUUAGUUUCAGAAAUAGAAAAAUCCAUUAAAAAGUUGCCUGUCUAUCACUUCUGUAAGGAGAAGAAGGAGAUAACUUACUCAUGCAAAUUCCUUGAAGUAUAUAAUGAAGGCCAUCCUUGUGGAUAUGUCUGUGCCCUCAAAAUAGAGCCAUUCUGCUGUGCAGUGUUUGCUAAAGAGCCAGAAUCCUGGCGUGUGAAAGACAACGAUGUGCAUAAGUUUACCAUAAAGGAAUGGAUUUCCAACAUACUGCCUUGCCACCAGGAAAGAGAUAUUCUGGAAGCCCUCUGCAAGAAACUGUUCUCACAACACAAAGGACUUGCACAAUUAACAUGUAAAGAAAUGGGCUCUGUUGGUCCAGGGACAUUGAUAUUUUCUAGGACCUGGUCUUUGCAUCUGGGCUUGCAAAAGAACCAGAAUGUAAUCUGUGGUGCUCUUCUAAUUGCCCAGGGCUAUCCACUAGUCCUACAUACCUUCUUCAGGGUACUAAAUAAAGAGUUAACAGGCUACUCUUUGCAAGCUGCCUUCACUUUAAAGCAUGAACUGGUAAAAAUGGGUGGUUACACUGGGAAGGUGUCGUGCCAAAGAUCUUCUACUUGAGUGAAGAGCUUUCCAUAUUGACUGAAGACAAUGCAAGUUCUUUUCACUGAUAUAAGCGCCCAGAUAUUUUAUCCCGAAUCCCACAAUCUUGAAACCACCCAAACAGUAAGAGACUUGAAUCAGGCCCUUUAUACAGUCCUGAUGACAUUUUUUGAGAGACCAGUUUACUUCUGA
Messenger RNA from Callorhinus ursinus (northern fur seal), 1581 nucleotides. The record is from RefSeq and is a predicted model, not a curated record. Lineage: Eukaryota; Metazoa; Chordata; Mammalia; Carnivora; Otariidae.